This is a messenger RNA of Penicillium odoratum, 912 nucleotides long. RefSeq lists its product as uncharacterized. The record is from RefSeq and is a predicted model, not a curated record. The transcript has a single exon. Bases 1 to 912 code for a protein of 303 amino acids. Lineage: Eukaryota; Fungi; Ascomycota; Eurotiomycetes; Eurotiales; Aspergillaceae.
AUGCGUAAACCAUCGGUCGCUCAGGCUGUGUACAACACAACCUUUCCUCGCCCAAGUUCCAAUGACCCAUCAUCAUUUGCAGCUCAUGUGGCUAAGAACCUAGUGCCUGAGGUUCGGAUGGAGACCAGCAUUUUCUAUGGCCCCCUGGAUUGCAUCGAAGCUCAAUAUCCAGGGCUAGACUAUUGCUAUGCCCCUCAUCGCAUGCGGCUGGGCCGCUUUACAUGGCACAGGAGACUCUUUAGAGCCUUCGAUGCGUUAGGACUGACCAGGGAAGAAAUUAUGGAACUAUGUUGCUGGGAAGGCACCAAAUCCGCGCGGGCGCGAUAUGAGCAGGAGGAAGGGGUUACAGUGCGGGACACAACGGGCCAUAUGAUCCGCCCCGCAUCACCAACACCAUUGCCCUCAAUUACGGUACAUGAUGAAUUUUGCGGACCAGAGGAGGACCAUGAUCAAUUCAUUGAGACGGGCAGCGACGACACGGUGCGCGCCAGCGAUACCCGUAGUUCCAGUGUUAUGUCGGACUACCGGGCGCAGGAGCUCAUCGACCAAGACUCUGACGAGGAGAUGGAGAGUUGUGGCUUCGCAUUGAACCAUCGACUGCUGGCAGCCAUGGCUGCACGAGACCAGGGGGCCGAUGUUCCUCUGGAUGAGGACUGGGAGCAAUGGCUGAAGGAGGCUGGGGAGCGGGGAGGCUACGGCGACAUGGUCCAUGCUAUUCGAUCCACACACCCCUGGAGCUUCGUCCCUGAGAUUCCAACAUCGUCGCUCCGGCAUGAGCUCAUUGUGGACGAGGCACCACCCUUGGCUAGCACACUUUCGGCAGAAUCAUUUCUGUACUCGACAUCCAAUCUUUUCGCCUCCAGCCCCGUCAUUCCUCAAUCCUCCAGUCACACUUCCGGGACAGCACGCUAA